This is a messenger RNA of Alternaria arbusti, 1233 nucleotides long. RefSeq lists its product as uncharacterized. Bases 1 to 1233 code for a protein of 410 amino acids. The transcript is spliced from 4 exons. The record is from RefSeq and is a predicted model, not a curated record. Lineage: Eukaryota; Fungi; Ascomycota; Dothideomycetes; Pleosporales; Pleosporaceae.
AUGAAGGCACUCAAUUUCCUGUCAUGGACGGGAUUAGUCGCUCUGGUCGCAAGUGAGCGUCUCAGCCCGCCACGUGGGCCUCUCUUGAAUAUCUCAGCUCUUCACGUUUCCAGGAGGAACGUGAUUCCAAUCGACUUUGCUGGCUGCAACCCUGCGGACCCCGGCUUCGUCAUCCAUGCCUCAGCAAUCAGCGAUGAAGAGUAUGAAAAGGCGGUAUGUCGAGGCCAGAAACUCUUCCUCGCAAUGACCAGAGACGGCAAUCAAGGCACACGUUACAUCGAUCCCCUCGACAGCAAAUGGGACGACAACCUCGAGAAAGAGGGAUUGACCUGGGCCUGGUCUCUGUGGGUGGACGAGGACUCUUGGUGCGGCUUCCGCUUCUAUGGGAUGACGACUGCGUUCAAAGCCCUCAGCAUCAGCGACAUGUCGGUUGGCGAAGGAGGAGACAAUCAGUGUUUCAGCGCCUACCACUACAACAGUCGGGCCGUUCUCUUUGAUCCAAAAGAUCCCUUCUACCUGGAUGACCCCGAAGGUCGGAUGUUGCCAAUCGAUAAACAAUACUAUCUUGAUCCAUCGGGCAAGAGGCAGCGGUGCACAGCUUCCACGUACACGUUCGGUGUCAAUCCCACGGCGGGCGCACUCUUCUUCGUCUCGCGCAGUAGUCCCUUCGAAACCGCAAAGAUGCUCUGGAAAUACGCCCCAAAAGCCUCUGAGCUACCCGAACUGCGCGCCAGCUCUGACUUCGCAUGGGGCCUCUGGAAUAAGAUACGCGGAAAGGACAACCUCGGUGACAUUCGCAAGAUAUUCAGCCUGUACAUCGCAAACAAAGAAACCCAAUCAAUCAUCGAUAAAGCGAUCGCUAAAAAGAGCAUCAAAGAGCUGAAGAAGUGGCCAGGAACGGAGAUUGAUCCAAAGUCGGAGGAAGGACUAGCGAUUAUCGGUUCCGCGAACGGUCGAGCCGCAGGUUAUUUCCUUGCGCAACACAAGAAACAGUUGGGCAAGGACAAGUACAUCUCCAAGAUCAACGUCUUCCUGACCGAUAAGGAAAACCCGAUGAGUAACAUUCUCUUCUACGUCGACGAUGUGCCUUCGCCGCCGCCGGAGAUGGCGGAGCCUGAAUAUAAGGACAAGGACAAGGACACUGGAUUGGUGGAGUCGAACCUUGUUGGUGGAGAUGGGGAUGGAACAAGUCUCAUAAGACGACACAUGGUCUUUGCAGGCCGCUCAGACUAG